Molecule: messenger RNA, 753 nt
Organism: Paramuricea clavata
Lineage: Eukaryota; Metazoa; Cnidaria; Anthozoa; Malacalcyonacea; Plexauridae
Source: the annotation of a GenBank genome assembly
AUGACACCGACAACCAGCGCCUUUCAACCUGGUACGACACCGACAAUCAGGGCCUUUCAACCUGGUAUGACACAGACAACCAGGGCCUUUCAACCUGGUACGACACCGACAACCAGCGCCUUUCAACCUGGUACGACACCGACAAUCAGCGCCUUUCAACCUGGUAUGACACAGACAACCAGCGCCUUUCAACCUGGUAUGACACAGACAACCAGCGCCUUUCAACCUGGUAUGACACAGACAACCAGCGCCUUUCAACCUGGUAUGACACAGACAACCAGCGCCUUUCAACCUGGUACGACACCGAUACACAUUGAUCCAAUAAUAUAUCAAGCCCAACCCAGUCCUCUUCCAACCUACCAAUUGCAAGCCCAGCAGUUUAGUCCAGCAAGACAGAAACCAGAUUUCGGUUCAUUCGCAUUUGCGAGACUCCCAUACCUUGAUAGUCGAGUGUCAAAAUGCUAUGGCUGUGGAGAACUGUUAAAGCCAGGAGGUGUUUUGCCUCCUCCACCAAACGAUCUAGUUCUGACAACUAGGUUGCACAGGAAAUACCCUAAGGAUGGGCAGCUACAAAUAUCACCAACUAUCUCAUCAGUCUAUCUCCAUGUCAGCUCGUACUGUGCACGAGCAGCCCUCCCAGACUUUACCCCGGCAUUGUGCUACUUACCCAACGAUUUGGCUCCAUUUCUUCAUAAGGAACACUACGAUUUAAUGUAUGCAAAAUUAGGACUACGUUUUGCACAGAACUUGUAG